AUGCUUCAUCUUGCAGCUCAAGUCCCCGCCGCCAAGGCUCCCCUGGUCAUCCGGGAGAUCGAAACUCCCCAACCCGGUCCUCAUGAUAUACUCGUCAAGAACCAGAUCAUUGCCCUCCAGCCUAUUGAUGCCAAGAUUGCAAAGGUUGCAAUGCUUCCACUCCCAUACCCCACCAUUCUUGGCAGCUCAUUUGCCGGGAUUGUUGACAAAGUUGGAUCCGAAAUCACCGGUUUCAAAGUUGGUGACAAGGUGGUCGGCAUGAAGACUGCAGGUGCUCAAGACAGCAAGUAUAGUGCUUACCAAGAGUAUUCCAUCUCGCAAGAAGUCACUACAACCAAGGUCUCAGACGAUGCGACUCUUGACCUUGCUGUCCGCCUCGUUGGUAACCUGCCCACUAUUCCCGCUCUCUUCAACUAUACUUUGAAGCUGGAGAGACCUGUCCCUGGAGAGCAGCCCAAGUCGCAGGGAAAGAAGAUCCUCAUCUAUGGUGGAACAUCCAGCAUCGGCAGCAUGGCUGUUCAGUACCUCACUCAAGCUGGAUACGAUGUUGUCACAACCUUUUCCCCAAAGCACAAGGACUUUGUGUCCACUCUCGGUGCCACCAAAAUUAUCGACCAUACUCAGGACUCCGAAGACCUGGUCAAAGAACUCACCGCCUCUGGACCCUAUGACAUCGUUGUUGAUACAAUCUCGACUGGCGACACGGUUAAGCUCAAUGCCCAAGUCGUCGCGGCCCAAGGCGGCGAUUCUGUCUAUGCUUUACAACCUCCUUUUGGCCCCGAAACUCUACCCGCUGGCGUUACUCGCAAGUUCGAGGGUUGGUCUCUGCUUCUGGGUAAGGAGGAAAAUGCAGAGCUGCUAAAGUGGACUUUCGAUACAUACUUCCCCAAGGCGCUGGAGACCAACAGUCUGGUGUCAGUGCCUGCGAAGAAGAUUCCUGGUGGACUUGGUGGAUUGAAUGACGCGCUGGAUUUGUUGUUCUUCAAGGGUGUUAGCAGUGAGAAGGUUGUCGUGGAUCUUCGCGAUUAA
Molecule: messenger RNA, 1029 nt
Organism: Fusarium pseudograminearum CS3096
Lineage: Eukaryota; Fungi; Ascomycota; Sordariomycetes; Hypocreales; Nectriaceae
Exons: 1
Coding region: 1-1029 (342 amino acids)
Molecular function (GO): oxidoreductase activity, acting on NAD(P)H
Source: RefSeq, a predicted model, not a curated record